Messenger RNA from Symbiodinium sp. CCMP2592, 1758 nucleotides. NCBI's taxonomy places the organism in Eukaryota, Dinophyceae, Suessiales, Symbiodiniaceae. The record is from the annotation of a GenBank genome assembly.
AUGGUGCUGCUGCGUUCUGCUUUGGCUCUGCUGCUGGCCACAGCGCAGUCCCCGUACGAGGGUGUGGUGGUGCCGCUGUUGGAAGAGGAAUGCCUCGUCGCCACAAAGGAUCCGGGAACUCUGGCGGCAUGGCGAGACCCAACUCUCGCAUCUUUGGAGGCCAGAGCACAUUUGGCUGGUAGCUUCGGCCUCGAAAGCCGUGCUGCAGCGUUGGGUCACUGGCUGACGGCACUCCUGCAGCUGUUCGACACUCACUUGGAUGCUGCGUUCCGAUGUCCCGCCUUAGCUGCCCAACAUCUGCAGAGUACGGCAGAAUGGUCUCUGUCCCUGGAUCACCCUCGUCGCGCACGCAUCCUCAUCCAGUUGGGAAACGCAUUCAAGUUCCAAGCGUUGAAGGAGUUUGCAUCCCUCUACCAUGAAAUCAAGGACGCGUUUGGAACGCCCACCGAUGCGUCACUGGAGGCUAUGCCGAAUGCCCCUCCGAAGAAGUUUCUGCCGCGCUUGCACAUCCAAUACCACCUUUGCCGCUCAAGCCCUCGUGGCAGCCUCUCCAUUGCCUGUAAAAGGAUUCGUAUACUCGCUAAGCUACGCACCAUGCAAACAGCGCUUCCUCGGUGCGUUCUGGCGGUCUGCUUUUCGCUUCUCUGCCCCCCGGGGGCGGUGGGCCACCGGUCUUCCAAGUCUCUCGCAGGCGACCUGGAGAUCUCUGAGAAAGAGGAGGUCGAAGGCAUCAACGACUACCCACGAGCUCUCGAAUUCCAGAAGAGCUGGAUUCACUCCGAGAAUUAUGCGCACGUCUUGGAACGCGUCAAGGAUAAUGUGGUUGAGUUGCAGUCGCAGUACAUUGGCACUUCGCCUCCGAUUGAGGAGUCGAUGAAGCUGGUCCGAGACCUUUGGAUGCUCACCGAUCAGGCACUUGCAAACCAAAACUCCUACCAAUGCUUCAACCUGUGUGUGAUGUGCGAGAUGUCGCCGGAAGACCUGCUAGCAAAGCCGCUGAAGACCAUCGCCGUGUCGCGCGCAAAAGACUACAAGGACAAACUGAAGAUGGCUCUCAUUGCCCCUGCAGAUGCCGCCGGCGGUCUCGUCACCGGUGUUUUCGCCGGCUUGCUUACUGCAGGAGCCUUCGGAACGGCCGGCGGUCUCGUCGCUGGCGAAGUGACGGCAGAGAAAAUCGGUCCAGGCUUUGUCAGCCUUAUGGCGGGCCUCGUCUCUGGAGCCGUGACCGGUGCGGUGGUGCUUCCUUUUGCCGUAGCGGUGCUUCCACUGCUCGGGGCGGCCAGCGGCGCCGGCAUCACCGGAGCCCUAACGAACUGCGCUCGCGUCGGCUUCGAGACAGCCCAGGACGGCAAGUUCUUGCCAAACCAGCCCUUCGCGAACCAUUUUGGCGCAAACAGCUACGGCUUGAAAUCUCUCAGGAAUGCUAUGGAUUACAAUGUCUCCAAGUAUGUGGACGGCUUCUUCGACAGCAAUCCUGACGACCUGUACAAGCCGGACGAGUCGUCAAGCGAAGAGGAGCAGAACUACAAGGCCUUGUCGCACUGCGAGUAUCUGCGGCUCCGGCCAUUCGACAUCCGCCACGCCAUACUUUGCGCCCGGCAUUCCAUGCUUUGUGGAAAGAGCGGUGGCAUGUUGGUCGCGGAAGCAAAAGAUGGUCAGUGUGCAGCCCUUUCCGGGCGCCACACGCAAGAUACGCUCUUGCGCCAACACUUCCAGAAGAGCAAGGAGGAGGCCCUAAACAUGGUUAAAAGGCCCUAG